Metarhizium acridum CQMa 102 is the source of this 1011-nucleotide messenger RNA. NCBI's taxonomy places the organism in Eukaryota, Fungi, Ascomycota, Sordariomycetes, Hypocreales, Clavicipitaceae. The record is from RefSeq and is a predicted model, not a curated record.
AUGGGUCUCUUCUCUAAAGCACAGCCGGCAGAGAUAGCCGUUUCGGAGAAUCAUGAAAAGUCAGAAGACAAUGUUCGUGAUACGGAACCCAUGGACGCAACUGGCAACCGCCUCAACAGGGAAAAGGUACAGUCUGGCGUCGCUCGCAUCGAGGCCACCACCAAGAUCUGGUCCAAGUCACAUCUCAUCACCGCCCAUGUCAUUUUCCAGGGCGUCUCGUAUUGUGUCACCAUCUUCAUUGCCGAUACAUCAUCGCUUCUCAACCGACCACUCAUGCUUGCAUUUGCCACCUCACCGUACAUCGUCACGACGUGGGUUGGCGGCCCGGUUACUGAAAGUGCGCUCGCCGGUCCUGGAUGGCGAUGGGGAUUUGGUAUCUGGACCAUUAUUACCCCCGUUGUGAUCUUGCCUCUAUCUGUUCUGUUCCUCUACAACGACGGAAAAGCCGUCAAGGCUGGUCUCAUUGAGAAACGCACUGGCUGGAUUACUGUUAGGGACGUGUGGGACUACAUUGUUGCUAUGGCUUUGGUUGGAAUCCUCUUGCUUGCGGGUGGCAUGGCCCUCUUUCUUUUGCCCUUUGGCAUUUGGUCCUAUCAGGCAGAGCAAUGGCGCGCCCCGUUGAUCAUUGCAUGCUGCUUCAUUCCAUAUGAGCUGCUCCUGGAUCGCACCGUCUUUUCCGCUGGUGUGAGCUUCAUCUUCAUCUAUGCAGGUGCUAUCAUUGCUGGCCUCAUUGUCCACAAGAUUGGAAAGUUCAAGUGGGUUUCUACUUAUUACGCGCUGCCUCUUACUAUCCUGGAGGUUGGCCUCAUGAUAAAGUUCCGGCAAGCCUCGGAGGACAUUGGAUACGUGAUCAUGACGCAGAUUUUUGUUGCCUUUGCAGGAGGACCCAUGGUCGUUGCUGGUGAGAUGGCUAUGAUGGUGCCUUCGGACCAUCAGCAUGUGGCUGUCAUCAUGGCCAUGCUUAACCUCUUUUGCAGCAUCGGAUCUGCCGUUGGUAGCACCAUAUCAUAG